AUGCUUUCUGCCGCAACACCAGCGCCACCGGCGGUGCGUCAGGUGGAGCAGCCAGACGAUCAGGACGCUCUAGAUUCGUCGGCAAAGCUUCCAGAUACCCCCAUGCAGGAUCAAUUCACGGACGACCCUUUCGACUAUGUUUACACGGAGCCAAACGCUGACGCCGAGCAACCACAUCUCGUUACGCAUGUCAAAGUCUACGCCAUCGCUGAGAAGUAUGGUAUCGUUGGGCUAAAGUCUCUUGCCCGCAAGAAAUUCGCAGACCAGAUCCAGGCCCAUCUUAGUAGCGAAGAGUUACCAGAAGCGUGCCAGGAAGCGUACGAAUCGACGGUUGACACAGAUCGAGGGCUUCGGGACAUCAUCAUCCAGACUUUCCGUUCGAACCCAGAUCUUUCAUCUCGAAAGGAUGUGGAAGCGGUGCUCCGUGACACACCUGGUCUGGCAUUCGAGCUUUUCAGGGUAGCAAGCGGGCUGCCUAUCACUUCGUGA
Molecule: messenger RNA, 489 nt
Organism: Didymosphaeria variabile
Lineage: Eukaryota; Fungi; Ascomycota; Dothideomycetes; Pleosporales; Didymosphaeriaceae
Exons: 2
Coding region: 1-489 (162 amino acids)
Source: RefSeq, a predicted model, not a curated record